GCUCCUCAUGGGGUAGGGUCUCCGUAACAAAGAAAGUGAAGGGUACCAAAGAAGGUCCCUAUAUAUUCUUUGUCCGUACCCAGGCACUUUGGUGUCAAUAACCAAUAUAAUGAAAAUAACUCAAUCAAGAAAUCAAAAUUCAUUUUCUCAUUACGGGCAAAAAGACGUGUUAACUGGUGCAUAAUUUUUUUUUUUUUUUUUUUUUUUUUUUACUCCGCUAUUAUGUUUUUUUAAUUGUAAACAAGUUCAACGCAAGGAGCAGCAUAGCUUGUUUUGUGUUGUCUUUUUUUUUUCUUUCCUGCCAUAUCAAAUCCUUCGGUUGUAUUCGUAGUAGAAGGUCAGCAGUAAAUAUUGUUACAUAUACUCAAGUGAUUGCAAGCAUAAUCUCAGACGUGAAAAUUCAAAACAUUUGGUCACUUAAAACUUCUUGAACGGAGAAUUACUGUUGUGCGAAUGUAUGACACUAAAUGUUUUAUGCAUGUACGCAUUGUUGAAAGAUGUAAAUGAAAUCGAGCGUCAAAUAGAGGGAGAAAAAAAAAAUAUACCUUUUGCGGAAAUUCAAAACGGAACUUUUUUAUGUUGAUAAAUUAGCUAAUUAGAAUUGUGAUUUGUGAAAAUAGACUUAUGUAAAAUCAUUCAUUUAGCUUUUACUUGCAAAUGCUAGGAAGUGUAAAGAGUUCUUUACACAUAAAUAUAUAGAAAUUUCACAUUUAGGCAUGCCAGGAAUUAUUUGUAUUUAAACAUAUUUUAUUCACUGAUGAACUGAAAACAUAAUAUAAUAUAAUUCCAAGAUUUCUGCACUAAAAUAUAGCUGGAGAGAAAUAUACAUCAAUAUGAGAAGAAAUUUUGUGUAUAUUGUUUCUAAUACUUCACUUCUCCUUAGCUGUCAGUUCUGAAUAGAUCUUUAAACAUUGCUAAUAUUAAAAUCUUCAUGGUGAAACAGUAAAAGAAGCUAAGGGAUAGUAUGUCUCCAUUCUGGACAAAAUAUUAAACCAUGAACAUAAUAUUUUCAUGUGGAAUGCAGAGUAUAAAGCUAAUGAGAGACUGUAUCAAUCAUACAUAUGUAGCUUGCAAAAAUGUCAUGUUAAAAAAAUUGCCUUUCUACUCUAGUGAAACACUACAGUAGAGAUAUAUAUGCUUAUCUAUAUUCAUCUAAGAUCAAAUAGUAAUUGUUUUGUAUGUUGUAUGUCAAUUUCCUAAAAAGAAUUAGAAACACACCUGUUUAUCCAUAUGGAAAAGCAGAAACAAUUUGGAUGUGAUAUUUGUCGCAAGUCAUUUGGAUGCAUAAGUGAUAUAAGUGAGCAUAUGCAUGUCCAUACUGUUGACAAAUUGCAUGUAUGUGGAGCAUGUAGCAAGUCAUUUACUGAUAAACAUCGUUUAAACAGACAUAUGUUUACCCAUACUGCUAAAAAGCCACAUUCAUGUGAUAUAUGUAUGAAAUCAUUUAAAGAAAAAAAUCAUUUAAACACACAUAUGCUUAUUCACAUUGGUGAGAAACCACAUGCAUGUGAAACAUGUAGCAAGUCAUUUACACGCAUAAGUGACUUGACGAAACAUACACUUGUCCACACUGGUGAAAAGCCACAUGCCUGUGAUGCAUGUGGCAAGUCGUUUGCUCACAAAAGUCAUUUAAACAGACACAUUCUCAUCCACACAGGUGAGAAACCACACGUGUGCUAUGUAUGUAUUAAGUCAUUUUCAGACAAAAGUUCUUUAAAUAUGCAUAUCCUUACCCAUACUGGUGAAAAACCAUAUGUUUGUGAAAUAUGUAGCAAGCCUUUUGCACACAAAAGUCAUUUGCGCAGACAUAUGCUUAUCCAUGCUGGUAAGAAAGUUCAUGCAUGUAAUUUAUGCGACAAAUCAUUUGCUGACAAGUAUCAUUUAAGGAGACACAUACUGAUACAUACCGAGAAACCACACACAUGUGAUAUAUGUAGCAAGUCAUUUACGGAGAAAAAUUGUUUAAACAGACAUAGUGUUGUUCACACUGGUGAGAAACCACAUGCGUGUUAUAUUUGUAACAAGUUAUUUGCACACAAAAGUAAUUUAAACAAACACGUGCGCAUCCACACUGGUGAGAAGCCUUAUGCAUGUGAUUUAUGUGGCAGGUCAUUUGGAGCUAAAAGUUCUUUAAACAUGCAUAUGCUUAUCCAUACUCAUGAGAAACAGCAUACAUGUAGUGUAUGUAGCAAGUCCUUUGCACACAAAAGUAAUUUGAUCAGACACAUGCUGAUCCAUUCUGAUAAACCAUAUUCUUGUGAUAUAUGUAACAAGUCAUUUGCCAACAAAAGUAUUUUAAAUGGACAUAUGCUUAUCCAUGUCGAUAACAAACUGUAAGAGCUUGAUGCAUAUAGCAAGUAAUUCGUAAAUCAGCAAAUUCUAAAAACUCGUCAAGAUAUCAUGUUCAUGUUAUAUAUGCCACAAAUCAUUUACUGAUAAAUGAAGUUUCCUUAAAACAUCCAUACACUUCUCUGUUGUAGAUCCAUCUCCAUCUAUGUCUUAGGCCAUGUGUACAUUAGUUACAAAUAAAAAAUUAAACAUAUUAAUAAUUCACAGCAUAAGUUAAAUAAAUGUUUAUUUAACUAUCAUCUCACUUUAGCUGGUGGCUUAGGCAGUUGUUUAUAUUUAGCAGCAACCCUGUGUACAGUGGUGUGAAGUUAGAUGUAUGUGAUAUAUGUAUUGACUCACAUCGAGAGAAACGAUGAUCCAGACUAAAAAAAUGCAGUAAUGAUAAAAUAAUACAGUUAUUUGACUUAUUUGUUUUAAGUUAUGUGAAACAUGUACAACAUAUCCACUUUGAGCAGAGAACGUGUAUGUCUUAAAUCAUUUGUAAACAAAAACUGUUUUAGAAGAUAUAUGAAUUUACUUUGGUGAGACAGUACAUGCAUUUAAUCAUGGAGGUAGGAAGUAAAAGGAGAGGCUCUAAUCGGUUUUUCUCAUUCACUGCUUUGAAGCAGCAGCGAUCCCUUCGGUGAGACCAAAACAUUCAGUGCCUUACCAUUAAGAUCAAUGGGUUUUGGUGUGAUCAGAUGUAAACAUUUUGUAAUUUCAUCAUAAAUAGAUGUAUAAAUGUAUAUAUUUUCUUUUUCUA
Stegodyphus dumicola is the source of this 3091-nucleotide messenger RNA. RefSeq lists its product as uncharacterized. NCBI's taxonomy places the organism in Eukaryota, Metazoa, Arthropoda, Arachnida, Araneae, Eresidae. The record is from RefSeq and is a predicted model, not a curated record. Gene Ontology annotation, molecular function: DNA-binding transcription factor activity, RNA polymerase II-specific; RNA polymerase II cis-regulatory region sequence-specific DNA binding. Gene Ontology annotation, biological process: regulation of transcription by RNA polymerase II. Gene Ontology annotation, cellular component: nucleus.